Sus scrofa (pig) is the source of this 6059-nucleotide messenger RNA. RefSeq names its product laminin subunit gamma 3 (gene LAMC3). The record is from RefSeq and is a predicted model, not a curated record. Gene Ontology annotation, cellular component: basement membrane. Gene Ontology annotation, biological process: animal organ morphogenesis; tissue development; axon guidance. Lineage: Eukaryota; Metazoa; Chordata; Mammalia; Artiodactyla; Suidae.
GUCCGCGCCCACCCGCGCUGGAGCCGGAGACCCGGCGGGCGCGCGGAGCUGGGCGUACGGGCGUCGGUGCCCUUGACCAUGGCUGCGGCCGCGCUCCUGCUGGGCUUGGCGCUCCUGGCGCCGCGGGCGGCCGGCGCGGGCAUGGGCGCGUGUUACGACGGCGCGGGGCGCCCGCAGCGCUGCCUGCCCGUGUUCGAGAACGCGGCGUUCGGCCGGCUCGCCGAAGCCUCGCACACGUGCGGCCACCCGCCCGAGGACUUCUGCCCGCACGUGGGCGCCCAGGGCGCGGGGGCGCAGUGCCAGCGCUGCGACGCCGCCGACCCCGAGCGCCACCACAACGCCUCCUACCUCACCGACUUCCACAGCCAGGACGACAGCACCUGGUGGCAGAGCCCGUCCAUGGCCUUCGGGGUACAGUACCCCACCUCGGUCAACAUAACCCUUCGCUUGGGAAAAGCUUACGAGAUCACCUACGUGCGGCUGAAGUUCCACACCAGUCGCCCUGAGAGCUUCGCCAUCUACAAGCGCAGCCGGGCCGGCGGCCCCUGGGAGCCCUACCAGUACUACAGCGCCUCCUGCCGGAAGACCUACGGCAAGGCCGAGGGCCAGUACCUGCGCCCCGGCGAGGACGAGCGCGCGGCCUUCUGCACCUCCGAGUUCAGCGACAUCUCCCCGCUGAGCGGCGGCAACGUGGCCUUCUCCACCCUGGAGGGCCGGCCCAGCGCCUACAACUUUGAGGAGAGCCCCGUGUUGCAGGAGUGGGUCACCAGCACGGAGCUUCUUAUCUCCCUGGACCGGCUCAACACGUUUGGGGACGACAUCUUCAAGGACCCUAAGGUGCUGCAGUCCUACUACUAUGCCGUGUCGGACUUCUCUGUGGGCGGCAGAUGCAAGUGCAACGGCCACGCCAGCGAGUGUGGCCCGGAUGAGGAGGGCCAGCUGGCCUGCCGGUGCCAGCACAACACCACGGGCCCAGACUGUGAGCGCUGCCUGCCCUUCUUCCAGGACCGCCCGUGGGCCCGGGGCACAGCUGAGGCCGCCAACGAGUGUCUGCCUUGCAACUGCAGCGGCCACUCUGAGGAAUGCAUAUUUGACCGGGAGCUCUUCCGCACCUCGGGCCACGGUGGGCGCUGCCUUCACUGCCGUGACCACACAGCUGGGCCGCACUGCGAGCGCUGCCAGGAGAACUUCUAUCGCUGGAACCCGCAGAUGCCGUGCCAGCCCUGUGAUUGCCACCCAGCAGGCUCCCUGCACCUCCAGUGUGAUGACUCGGGCACCUGCAAGUGCAAGCCCACGGUGACAGGCUGGAAGUGUGAUCGCUGCCAGCCCGGGUUCCACUCGCUCAGCGAGGGUGGCUGCAGACCCUGUACUUGCAAUUCUGCUGGCAGCCUGGGCACCUGUGACCCUCGCAGCGGGCGCUGCCCUUGCAAAGAGAAUGUGGAAGGAAACCUUUGUGACAGGUGUCGCCCGGGUACAUUUAACCUGCAGCCCCACAACCCAGCGGGCUGCAGCAGCUGCUUCUGCUACGGCCACUCCAAGGCGUGUGCGGCUGCCACCCAGUUCCGGACGCACCACAUCCUCGCCGACUUCCGCCAGGGAGCCGAUGGCUGGCGGGCCGGAAGCUCGGGGGGCCCAGCGCAUCCUGCACGAUGGAGCCCCGGGGGGCUCCUCCUGGACCCAGAGGAUGAAGAGGAGCUCAGAGCACCAGAGAAGUUCCUGGGAGACCAGCGGUUCAGCUACGGGCAGCCCCUCACACUGACCUUUCGGGUCCCCCCCGGGGGCGCCCCUCUCCCAGUGCAGCUGAGGCUGGAAGGGACUGGCUUGGCCCUGACUCUGCGGCACUCCAGCUCGUCCAGCCCCCGGGACGCCGGGCAGCAGGAGGAGGUACAGCUCAGGUUCCAGUUGCAGGAGACCUCCGAGGACGCGGACCCUCCGCUGCCCCCCUUCCACUUCCAGCGGCUGCUGGCCAAUCUGACGGCUCUGCGUAUCCGGACCAGUGGCUGGAGCCCCAGCCCUUCUGGCCGAGUGUUGCUGACCGAGGUCCGGCUCACGUCUGCCCAGCCAGGGCUCGGCCCCCCAGCCUCCUGGGUAGAGACGUGCUCGUGUCCCUCGGGGUACUCAGGCCAGUUCUGUGAAUCCUGUGCUCCGGGAUACAAGCGGGAGACACCACUGGGGGGUCCCUAUGCCAGCUGUGUUCCCUGCAUCUGUAACCAGCAUGGCACCUGUGACCCCAACACAGGGAUCUGCCUGUGCGGCCACCACACCGAGGGCCCUUCCUGUGAGCGCUGCUUGCCAGGUUUCUAUGGCAACCCCUUCACGGGCCAAGCCGAUGACUGCCAGCCCUGUCCCUGUCCUGGGCAGUCGGCCUGCACGACCAUGCCAGAGAGUGGGGAGGUGGUGUGUACCCACUGCCCCCCGGGCCAGAGAGGGCAACGCUGUGAGAUCUGCGAUGAUGGCUUUUUUGGGGACCCACUGGGGCUCUCUGGAGCCCCCCAGCCCUGCCGGCCAUGUCAGUGCAGUGGGAACGUGGACCCCAACGCUGUGGGCAACUGUGACCCCCUGACUGGCCACUGCCUGCGAUGUCUGCACAACACGACAGGUGCCCACUGUGAGCGGUGCCAGGAGGGCUUCUACGGGGACGCCCUGGCCUCUCUGCCCGAGGACAAAUGCGUGCCCUGCAGCUGCAACCCAGGGGGCUCCGUCGGUGAGCAGCAACCUUGCGACCUGGUGACCGGCCAGUGCUCCUGUCUGCCUCACGUGACCGGCCGGGACUGUGGCCACUGCAGCCCUGGCUUCUACGACCUCCAGCCGGGGCGGGGCUGCCGGAGCUGCAAGUGCCACCCACUGGGCUCCCAGGAGGACCAGUGCCACCCCAAGACCGGGCAGUGCCCCUGCCGUCCAGGCGUCGAGGGCCAGUCCUGCGACCGAUGUCAGCUGGGUUUCUUCGGCUUCUCCAUCAGAGGCUGCCGCGCCUGCAGGUGCUCCCCGCUGGGCGCCGCCUCGGCCCAGUGCCACGAGAACAGCACGUGUGUGUGCAGGCCCGGCUUUGUGGGCUACAAGUGUGACCGCUGCCAGGACAACUUCUUCCCUACAGCCGGUGGCACGUACUGCCAGCAGUGCCCAUCCUGCUACACGCUGGUGAAGGAGGAGGCUGCUAAGCUGAAGGCCAGGUUGACCCUGAUGGAGGGGUGGCUGCAGGGGUCCGACUGUGGCAGGCCCUGGGGACCACUGGACAUUCUACAGGGAGAGGCCCCCCGGGGGGAUAUCUACCAAGGCCACCACCUGCUGCAAGGAGCCCAGGAAGCCUUCCUGGAGCAGGUGACAGGCCUUGAGGAGGCUGUGAAGGCUGCCAGGGAGCGGCUGCAGGCACUGAGCAGGAGUGCCCGCUGUGCCCAGGCCGGAGCCGAGAAGACCUGCAUCCAGCUGGCAGACGUGGGCGUGCUGGAGUCCUCUGAAGAGGAGAUUCUGCAUGCAGCCACUGUCCUCAAAUCUCUGGCGAUUCCUCAGGAAGGGCCCAGCCCGCCCACCAACUGGAGCCACCUGGCCACAGAGGCCCGUGCCCUCGCCAGGAGUCGCAGAGACACCACCGCCAAGGUUGAGGCCGCUGCCCGGAGGGCCCUGCUCGCCUCCAACGCCAGCUACGCGCUUCUCUGGAGUCUGGUGGAGGGCAGAACGGCCCUGGAGGCCCAGCGGGAGCUGGAGGACAGGUACCAGGAGGUACAGGCGGCCCAGAAGGCGCUGGGCGUGGCCGUGGCAGAGGCGCUGCCUGGAGCUGAGAGGGUGCUGGCCGCUGUGCAGCAAGUCGGUGAAGACGCAGCCCUGCGCCUGGCCUCGCCGGCUGCCCCUGUGCCACGGCCUCAGAAGUCCCGGGCCGAGGCCCUGGGCCAGAAGGUGCAGGCCCUGGAGAAGACGGUCACAUCGAGAGAGCGCAGGGUCACCGAGGCUGCACAGACCCUCCAGGCCACCGCCCAGGCCGUGCUGCACCAGGUGGAGCCCCUCUUGCAGCUGCACCAGGAAGCCAGAGCUGCCCUGACCCGGGCUUCCUCCUCCGUCCAGGCUGCCACAGUGACUGUCACAGGAGCCAGGACUCUGCUGGCCGACCUGGAAGGAAUGAAGCCGAGGUUUCCUCAGCCCAGGGACCAGGCCGCACUGAGGAGGAAGGCAGGCAUCGUCCAGGACAGGCUCCUCGCAGCCUCGAAAAAGAAGACCAGGCUGGCAGAGAGGAUGCUGGGAAAUGCGGCAUCUGUCUCCUCCAGCGCCAAGAAGAAGAGCAGGGAAGCCGAGCUGUUGGCCAAGGACAGUGCCAAGCUCACCAAGGCCUUGCUGAGGGAGGGAAAGCAGGAGCUCCGCCGGGCUGGCCAGCUCUCCAGCCAGACGCAGGCGACCCUCCGACGGGCCUCCCGGCAGGUGCUGGCCUCUGAAGCGCGCAGGCAGGAGCUGGAGGCAGCCGAGCAGGUGGGCGCCGGGCUGGGCGAGAUGGAGCGGCAGAUCCGGAAAUCUCGGACCUCCCUGGAGAAGGACGUCAAGGCCUUGUCGGAGCUGCUCGCCAGGCUGGGGUCGCUGGACACCCAUCAAGCCCCAACCCAGGCCCUGAACGAGACUCAGCGGGCCCUGGAGCAUCUGAAGCUGCGGCUGGGCCCGCCAGGGGCCCUGCAGGGGAAGCUGAGGCUCUUGGAGCAGGAGUCCGAGCAGCAGGAGCUGCAGAUCCAGAGCUUCGAGAGCGACCUUGCGGAGAUCCGCGCUGACAAGCAGAAUCUGGAGGCCAUUCUGCACAGCCUGCCUGAGAGCUGUGCCAGCUGGCAGUGAGGGCGGCCUGGACCCCGCGGCACACCCGGCCUAGGGUGUGCACACCCCCACAGAUGCACCAGGCAGGCCCCCUCCCCAGAGCCCACUGCCGUGUACCCCGUCCUGUGUGAAUACUCACAUGCCCUUCGAGUCUGUGCCCACAUCCCCUCCAUAGUGGCAGGAGUAGUAUAUUCGCAGCUCAUCCAGGGGGGCUGCUGUGUGCAGCCCCCAUCAGUGUGCACUCCUACCCCAUACACACACACACACACACACAGGCACUCCCUGGGCUCAGUAACAUGUACACAGGUACAUGUGGACACACGCCCAUGUGUGCAGUGCACAAGUGGACAAGCCCAUCCGUGUGUGUUGUGCCCUCUCUGGAUGCUGGGGAUGUUAUGUUCUCUUAAAUGCCCUGUGACACUGACCCAGCCAUUUGCCCGCAAAAGCGGGGACCCAGGCAGGGUUGGUCCCUGGGAGGCUGAGGGGGCCCCUCGGCAGAGAUCCAGGGUAGGUUCGGCAACAGCCACAGUCCCCAGUGCCAGACCGGCCCACUGUCCUACAGCCGCCACACCUGACACCCGCCAUAGACACCCAGUGUCUGCCCAGCCUAGAGACCAGGCAGAUCCAAAGACGCGAGAUCUUGGUGGCUUUUCAGCAGAGGAAACAGACCAGGACUCCUGGGGCCGUGGUGUAGCCUGCCAGGCCGGCCAGGGCAAGGCCACCCCUGCGGGGGUGUGUUUGGCUUUGCGGAAUCCUACCUUCUCAGCAUCCUGGGACUGGGCCCGACUCACUAAGGGAAUCUGCUGUCCUGGGCCCGGUGGUCCUCUCAGCCUACAGCCUGUCCAGAAAGCUGGGCCUCGUGGCCUGCAGGAGACUGGGUCAAGGGGCUCACAUAGGUCCCUUGGAUCUUUGUUUUGUGACCCCGCCAGCCCUGGUUGGCCUUUGACCGAUCGAUGCUUCCCAAACUGGCCCUGCAGCCCCUGGCCCCACCUGCCACAAGGGAGGCCCUGCUGGGCGUGGAGGCCUGGCUGCCUUUCUAGCCGGUCACACUGGGGAAUCCCCCCUGCUGGCCUCCACCCAGAAUGCCCGGCACGCCUCCUGGCACUCAUCCACUUUCCUGGGCCCUCUUCCAGCAGACCGCAGGCUUUGGCAGCGGGAGGAUGGGUGCCUGGGGGGCCCAGCCCCUUCCCACGGCUCUUCUGGCCCCCAGCAGGGGGAUGGGGUGGCAGAGACCAAUUCCGUUUAACAUGGAAAUAAAAGAUCCCUUUACUGGC